AAGCAUACAGACAAAGUACUACAGACAGAGUACCAAAUCCAUCCACAGCCCCGGCCAUGUCCUCCAAUGGCGACGAGGCAGAUGCGCCAAAGACAAAGUCACGCAAGCCAGCCAACACCGCAUUCAGGCAGCAGCGCCUACAAGCCUUCCUGCCUCUCCUCACACCCAAGACUGUCCUUCCGCUCUUCUUUGCUAUUGGCAUUAUCCUGGCGCCGCUCGGCGGAGGACUUUUGUAUGCCUCUAAUGAAGUGCAAAACAUCUCCAUCGACUAUACCCACUGCGCGACGCAGGCCUCGUCCACAGAGUCCACCAUCCCAGCCAAGUACAUCACUCGCAACUUCAAGUCAUCGGGCAAUGCAACGCAAAUCAACACGCCAGCAACAUGGACACUGAUUGCCAAUGCAACAGACCCAGACUCACCCGUGUGCCAGCUUCAAUUCACCAUCCCAAAUACCCUCGAAGGCCCUGUGUUGCUUUACUACAAGCUCACAAACUUCUAUCAAAACCAUCGUCGCUACGUCAAGUCUGUCUCGCAAGAUCAACUCGAUGGGAAAGCUAUUUCCGUGAGUUCCGCAGAUGACGAGUGUGACCCGCUCGGUAGUAAAGAUGGUAAAAUCUACUAUCCCUGCGGUCUCAUUGCCAAUUCUCAAUUCAAUGACUCCAUCAGUAUGCCAGUGCAAGUGGGCAUUCCCAACGCGCCCGUCACUUACCAAAUGAGUAAAGACGGGAUUGCCUGGUCUUCUGCAAAGAAGCGAUACAAGCAAACCACCUACACCGCAGAUCAAAUCAUCCCUCCACCCAACUGGACCAAACGUUACCCCCAGGGCUACAACGCAACCAACAUCCCAAACUUUUCAGAGGACUAUGAUUUCCAGAAUUGGAUGCGCACGGCUGGUUUGCCAACCUUCAGCAAGCUAUACUACAGACAAGACAAGACACCCAUGGAAGCCGGUACGUAUCAAAUCUCCGUGAUUCAAAGUUUCAAUGUCGAUGCCUAUGGCGGUACAAAGUCUAUUGUCAUUUCAACACGCUCCGUGAUUGGCGGACGAAACCCGUUCUUGGGCAUUGCGUAUAUCGUUGUUGGUGGGCUAUGUGUGAUUCUUGGCCUGAUCUUUACAGCAAGACACUUGAUUAAGCCGCGUAAACUCGGAGAUCAUCGAUACUUGACGUGGAAUCAAGGUGUCCCUGGUGGUCGUCAUGAGUAGAAGCAAAGCAGAGUGUUUACCUUGUAUU
Protomyces lactucae-debilis is the source of this 1233-nucleotide messenger RNA. Its product is annotated as CDC50/LEM3 family. Gene Ontology annotation, cellular component: Golgi apparatus; endoplasmic reticulum; plasma membrane. Lineage: Eukaryota; Fungi; Ascomycota; Taphrinomycetes; Taphrinales; Protomycetaceae. The coding region runs from base 57 to 1205 and encodes 382 amino acids. The record is from RefSeq and is a predicted model, not a curated record. The transcript is spliced from 2 exons.